GCAGUGUCAACUGUCAAUGUGAAUUUUAAUUAGAAAAAUUAGGAUUUCUGAUUUUCCUGCUUUUCCUAGAGAAAUUAAACGUUUCAGUAGUCUUUUAACUAAAUUAAGAACUAAACAAAAUUUAUUGUAUUAUAUAAUAUAAUGGGCAGCAAAGGGGCAGUAGCAUUUGUUAAGGAUUUUUAUAGCGACCCCUUCAAAUGGUCAGUUGUGAAGAGCGUAGGUUUCUUUGCUGUUGGAGUUUUAAUAGCCAGUGAGUGUACAGGUCUGGAACUAAUGCCUGCCGUACCACAAUAAGUUUAACCUUUAUAGUUUGUUAGCAAAAUGUUAAGUUAUAUUUCAUUCUCACUACUACUCCUGCACACUGCAAGGUGUCAGGAAACAAAGCCUAACUUUGUUAUUAUUCUUACCGAUGAUCAGGAUGUCACUCUAGGAGGAAUGACCCCUAUGAAGAAUGUGCAACGAUUCAUUGAGAGAGAAGGCACAAGUUUCACAAAUUCUUAUGUAGUAUCGCCGAUCUGUUGCCCGAGCCGCGCCAGCUUGCUGACCGGGCUGCAUGUGCAUAACCAUCUGACGUGGAACAACAGUAUCGGUGGCGGGUGUUACGGCAGAUACUGGAAACGUCUGGAAUCGCGUACGUUCGCUAACACGUUGAAAAGCGUGGGGUAUAACACGUUCUAUGCUGGGAAGUAUUUGAACAAUUAUGGCGCUAAGGACGCUGGGGGUCCCGAAAUAGUGCCUCCUGGAUGGAGUGAAUGGCACGGCCUUGUUGGGAACUCAGUUUAUUACAACUAUACUAUAUCCAAUAAUGGUGUGCCUACACACUCCACCAACUUAUAUCUCACGGAUAUUAUCCGUGAUCUAAGCGUAUCUUACAUAGAGAACCAGACGGAAUCUCAGCCGUUCCUAAUGGUGCUAGCCCCGCCCGCCCCGCACCAACCUUUCACCCCAGCGCCUCGACACAGGGACGCAUACAUCAAUAUUACCGCUGUCAAACAUCCUAACUUUAAUGUAGCCUCUAUGGACAAGCAUUGGCUACUCAGAAUGCCGCCCUCCCCCCUACCAGAGACAAUGUUGCCAGAAUUAGACAGAGUGUACCGUUCCCGAUGGGAGAGUCUGUUGUCUGUGGACGAAAUGGUGGCGGACGUUGUUGAAACGCUCGAUAGCAACAACUUGUUGGAUAAUACAUAUUUGAUUUAUACAUCGGAUAAUGGAUAUCAUAUUGGUCAAUUUGCCCAAGUAUAUGACAAGAGACAGCCCUACGAAGCCGAUAUAAAAGUACCUCUAAUUAUACGGGGGCCGAACAUUGAGAAAAACUUCAUUGACAACCAACCCAUACUUAACAUAGAUCUUGCUCCAACUAUCCUAGAAUUAGCAGGAUUAACCGCGCCAAAGUCUAUGGACGGAAAACCAAUCAAGUUUAAUAAUGGCAAAGAUAUAGAAAGAUACAUGCUCGUUGAAUACUAUGGGGAAGGGAGAGAUGGUACCGUUGAUCCGGAGUGCCCGUGGAUAUAUGAUAAAGAUAAUUUAGCUCAAUGCUAUCCCCUCUACGAUUGCAAAUGCCAAGAUUCCAAAAACAAUACGUAUGCGUGUUUGAGACACAUUUCCAAGAGAAUCGAUAUGAAAUACUGCGCAUUUGCUGAUGAACAGAAUUUUAAAGAAAUGUACGAUCUCAGUACAGAUCCGUACGAACUCAAGAAUAUCAUAGAUGAAGUGCUGCCAUCUAUGCGACAUUGGUACGCACUCACUCUUACCCAAAUGCUUUCCUGCAAGGGAGCUGAUAAUUGCGAUAAUCCACUCGAAAAACCUAAACUUUAUUCAAUAUUUUAAAAGGUUAAUUGUACCAGUAGAAAAUGUGUAGAUGUUCAAAAUGUAUACGUUAUAAGCUGAAUAAAAAUUAUUGAAGUAUGUU
Messenger RNA from Colias croceus (clouded yellow), 1909 nucleotides. RefSeq names its product N-acetylglucosamine-6-sulfatase-like. Gene Ontology annotation, molecular function: N-acetylglucosamine-6-sulfatase activity; glycosaminoglycan binding. The coding region runs from base 322 to 1827 and encodes 501 amino acids. The record is from RefSeq and is a predicted model, not a curated record. NCBI's taxonomy places the organism in Eukaryota, Metazoa, Arthropoda, Insecta, Lepidoptera, Pieridae. Gene Ontology annotation, biological process: glycosaminoglycan metabolic process. The transcript has 10 exons.